AUGAUUAUCAUCGAAACGCUCAUUGGAGCGGUCGUUUUUGUGGCCGUGUACGUGGCGUUUGUCAAGCUCGACUACUACCGACGAAAAGCCAAGUUUGAGACCUCAGACAUGCCGGUCGCGUACAAUGGCUUACUGGGCUGGAAGGGUCUCCGGCACAUGUUGACCGUGUUCAACAACGACAUUGGGCCGGUUGGGUGGCGGGAGGUGUUCGCCACGUACGGAAAGACCCUCAAGUACUACGCUUUCCCCUCCAACACCAUUUUGACCUACGACCCCGAUAACAUCAAAGCCAUGCUGGCGACCCAGUUCAAGGACUUUUCGCUGGGUCUUCGAAAGGAGGCCCUGGCUCCGUCGCUGGGCUACGGAAUCUUCACUCUUGACGGGUCGUCGUGGUCGCAUUCCCGCGCUCUUUUGCGGCCCCAGUUUUCGCGAGAGCAGAUUUCUCGGCUCGAAUCUGUCGAAACUCAUGUGCAGGAAAUGAUGAGUUGCAUUGACAGAAACCAGGGUGCCUAUUUCGACAUUCAGCGGCUCUUCUUCUCCCUGGCUAUGGACACGGCGACAGAUUUCCUCCUGGGGGAAGCUGUGGGCAAUCUGCAAGAAAUCCUGCAUCCGGAAAUGCCCCGAACAGGAACCACCUUCCAGGUGGCGUUUGACCGAGCACAGAGACUCGGGUCGCUGCGAAUCAUCUGUCAGGAAGCCUUUUGGGUCGUGGGAAGCCUGUUCUGGAGAAGAGACUUCAAUAAUACCAACCAGCAUAUCCACGACUAUGUUGAUCGGUACGUCGACAAGGCUCUUCUCGCUCGAAAAGAAAAGUCCGAAAUCUAUACCAAUCCCGACAAGUACAUCUUUUUGUAUGAGCUGGCUCGAGAAACCACAAACAAGAUCACUUUGCGGGACCAGGUGCUGAACAUUCUGAUUGCUGGACGAGAUACUACGGCAUCCACUUUGUCGUGGAUCUUCAUGGAGCUUGCCAAGAAGCCGGAUAUCUUCCACAAGCUGAGAGAAGCAAUUUUGAACGACUUUGGCACUUCCUGUGAGUCCAUCUCUUUCGAGAGUCUCAAGAAGUGCGAUUAUUUGCGCCAGGUGCUCAAUGAAGGUCUCAGAUUGCACCCUGUGGUUCCUGUCAAUCUGCGGGUCGCGGUUAGAGACACCACUCUUCCUCGAGGAGGAGGUCCUCAAGGAGACAAGCCCAUCUUUGUUGCCAAGGGUCAGAAGAUCAACUACGCCAUUUUCUGGACCCACAGAGACAAGGAGUACUGGGGAGAAGAUGCUGAGGAGUUCCGGCCUGAAAGAUGGGAAACCACAUCCGGGGGAGCUCUAGGAAAGGGCUGGGAGUUUCUGCCGUUCAAUGGAGGACCCCGGAUCUGUCUUGGUCAGCAGUUUGCCCUCACAGAGAUGGGAUAUGUCAUCACUAGACUGCUUCAGGAGUAUAGUGACAUUAGUAUCCAGCCGUCGGAUGCUGCUGUCAAGGUCAGACAUUCUCUGACCAUGUGUAGCGCCCAGGGUAUUAACAUCUCGCUGACCAGAGCCAAGGAAGAGUGA
Messenger RNA from Yarrowia lipolytica CLIB122, 1542 nucleotides. RefSeq lists its product as uncharacterized. Lineage: Eukaryota; Fungi; Ascomycota; Dipodascomycetes; Dipodascales. Gene Ontology annotation, molecular function: iron ion binding; heme binding; oxidoreductase activity, acting on paired donors, with incorporation or reduction of molecular oxygen, reduced flavin or flavoprotein as one donor, and incorporation of one atom of oxygen. The record is from RefSeq and is a predicted model, not a curated record.